Molecule: messenger RNA, 4431 nt
Organism: Sarcophilus harrisii (Tasmanian devil)
Lineage: Eukaryota; Metazoa; Chordata; Mammalia; Dasyuromorphia; Dasyuridae
Gene: RCBTB1
Product: RCC1 and BTB domain containing protein 1
Exons: 13
Coding region: 145-1740 (531 amino acids)
Molecular function (GO): protein binding
Source: RefSeq, a predicted model, not a curated record
CACUCUCCAUCCUUCCCCGCCCCCUCCCCAGAGGAGCGCGCCUGCAACUCGCCGCGGGCAGCCGGGGCUGGACCGGAGUGCUCGGGCCGCUGCUCUCCAGAAGAGAUGUCGUCUUAUUUAUAAGAGUUGCUUCCAACAAGAGUCAUGGUGGAUGUAGGAAAGUGGCCAAUAUUUACCCUGCUCUCACCUCAGGAGAUUGCUUCUAUUCGGAAAGCAUGUGUCUUUGGCACAUCAGCUAAUGAAGCCAUCUAUGUUACCCAUAGUGAUGAGGUAUUUGUAUUUGGACUGAACUGUAGUAACUGUCUGGGGACCGGGGAUAAUCAGAGCACCAUUGUACCCAAAAAACUAGAGGCAUUGUGUGGAAAGAAGAUUAAGAGUCUUAGUUAUGGAAGCGGGCCACAUGUGCUUCUUAGCACUGAAGAUGGAGUGGUUUAUGCGUGGGGUCACAAUGGAUAUAGCCAACUUGGGAAUGGAACAACAAACCAAGGCAUUGCUCCAAUUCAAGUUUGUACUAAUCUUUUGAUUAAGCAAGUAAUUGAAGUUGCUUGUGGCUCACAUCAUUCUAUGGCUCUUGCAGCUGAUGGAGAGGUUUAUGCUUGGGGUUAUAAUAACUGCGGUCAAGUGGGGUCUGGAUCUACAGCAAAUCAACCAACGCCUCGGAAGGUCACAAAUUGUUUACACAUAAAGAGGGUUGUCAGCAUAGCUUGUGGUCAGACUUCUUCUAUGGCUGUAUUGGACAACGGUGAGGUAUAUGGCUGGGGUUACAAUGGCAAUGGGCAGCUAGGCCUUGGAAAUAAUGGCAAUCAGCUGACCCCUUGCAGAGUGGCAGCUUUACACAGUGUGUGUGUUCUUCAGAUUGUCUGCGGCUAUGCACACACACUAGCACUAACAGAUGAGGGCUUGCUGUAUGCCUGGGGAGCUAACACUUAUGGGCAGCUAGGAACUGGCAAUAAAAGUAACCUGCUAAGCCCAGCACAGAUCAUGGUGGAAAAAGAAAGGGUGGUCGAGAUCGCAGCCUGCCAUUCGGCACACACCUCAGCAGCCAAGACCCAGGGGGGCCACGUGUACAUGUGGGGCCAAUGUCGGGGCCAGUCAGUGAUUCUUCCUCACCUCACCCACUUCUCCUGCACGGAUGAUGUGUUCGCCUGCUUCGCCACCCCUGCUGUGACUUGGCGCCUUCUGUCUGUAGAGCAUGAAGACUUUCUGACAGUUGCAGAAUCAUUGAAGAAAGAGUUUGAUAGUCCAGAUACUGCAGAUCUGAAGUUCCGAGUGGAUGGAAAAUACAUUUAUGUCCAUAAAGCCGUUUUAAAAAUCCGAUGUGAACAUUUUCGAACUAUGUUCCAGUCUUACUGGAAUGAAGACAUGAAAGAGGUGAUAGAAAUAGACCAGUUUUCUUAUCCAGUGUAUCGUGCCUUUCUCCAGUACCUUUAUACAGACACAGUUGACUUGCCACCUGAAGAUGCUAUUGGUCUUUUGGAUUUGGCUACAUCUUACUGUGAAAAUAGAUUGAAAAAACUUUGUCAGCACAUCAUCAAGCGAGGGAUUACUGUGGAGAAUGCCUUUUCGUUGCUCUCUGCUGCAGUCAGAUACGAUGCAGAGGAUUUAGAAGAAUUCUGCUUUAAGUUUUGCGUCAAUCAUUUGACAGAAGUUACACAGACUGCAGCAUUUUGGCAAAUGGAUGGCCCUCUACUAAAGGAAUUCAUUGCUAAGGCCAGUAAAUGUGGAGCCUUUAAGAACUGAAACAUAUGGCUGUAAGAAUAUAAGCUGCCUCCACUGGGACUUCUGGAUUGAAUCAUGGUGCUCCAGCCCCCGAAUUUUUUCUAGUUGUGAAAAACCCCAAUAUUGAGUUUUGCCUGUGGACAGAGCUACAGACGCAGUGUCCUGGGAUGCACUAGAAUGGCUGAAGCUGAAUGAAAUUAAUCUAAGCUUCCUGAAGGAGAUGGUUGUGUAUGGAUGCGAAGACUUUCCCACCAGAACAAGCAUGUGAGGGAUGGCUUGAGCAGUGCUUCAGAGAGAUGAGAUCCUCCCUGCCCAGAGUUCAUUUGACAUCCCCGAGUCGUCGUGGUUGGAGAGGAGAGCGCAAAUCCUCCCCUUCCCCCAACUUUCUCACAGCCAGACUCUCAGGACAAGCUGUCUGCUUGUGGUCUCCACUUUGUAUCCUUCCCUUUUCCAUCCAGCCUCUGUCCCGAUUUUGUGAUUGGAUUGCUCUCUCUAUGGUUCCAGAAGCCCCGAUUCUUACAGCACUGAAGUCUGCUGACCAGUGCUCUGCAGUUUUUGUGGUACUGCUCUGUCCUGCAUUUCCUGGCCCUCUUUAGUCUCCUUUGUUACAUCGUCAUCACACGCAUUUGUGUGAGCAUGCUAAGGUUCUCUCUUUAGCAGGAGUUUUAAACCUGGGCUUCAUGAUUUUUUUUCGUUUUAAAAAUAUUUUUCUAAUUGCAUUUUUACAUAAUUGGUUUUCUUUGUGAUCCUAAUGCUUUAUUUUGUGCAUUUUAAAACAUUUAAAAACAUCUCAAGAAGGGAUCCAUAAGGCCCUUUCCAAAAGGAUUUGUGUCCAAGACAUAAAAAAGACUAACUCAUUGCACUACAGCCUCUCUUCAUGAUCUUAUACACUCAUUUGGAUUCAGCUUUCAUCUCUAGGCAAGUGACUUCCAGAUCUGAAGCCUUCUUUCUCCAGAUUACCAGCCCCCUUCACAUCCCUGGCCACCUACUGUGCAUCUCCAUUGGGAUGUCUCAUGGGGAUCUCAAACUCAGAAUCCAUCAUCUUUCCCCUUCAAUCCAGGCUCCCUGCUGCCUUAUUUCUGUCAUCCAAUCAUGCAGGUUCUCAAUCUAGGAAUCAUCCUUAACACACACUCUCAUUUCUCAUAGCCAGUUACUUGUGAGGUCUUGAUGGUUCCAACAUCACAGCAGCUCUUGCUUUUUAUCCUUAUACACUCACACCACAAUUAAACAGAAGUCGGGCCUUUUCUGACUUUUUGCACUUGUCUCUCGAUGGGGCUGCCUACCUUUUUGUUCCUCUUUAGUCAGCCUACAUACAAUUCCCCAGUUAUAAACUGAAGCUAGUCUUACUGUGCUUGAAAAGUUUCAGUGGCUCUCUUCCUACUCAGAUCCAAUACAAACUUCUCCAUUUGGCUGUUAGAACCCUUAGAACUUGCUGUCAGUUUUAUUGGAUAGUCUUCCCUCUCCCUGGCUAUUCUCUAUCCAAGAUAUUCCAUCUCACCACCCCAGUAAGGUUGAACAAAUCAUUCCUCAAGCUUGAAAUGCACUCUUUCCACACCACUUCCUUUCAAGUGUCACCUUCUGCAAGAAAUUCUCAUUAUUGAUAUUCUUCCCGCAAAAUAAUUUUAUAUUUCUUUGUGCAUAUAUUUCACAUUUACUUGUUUUAUAUAGAUAUUUUUUUCCAGUAAGCUUCUGGAGAGCUCCCAGGAGCAUAAGUUCUCCUUCAUUUUUAUCCUUAACUCCCCAGUAUACGUUGCACAAGGUCUGACUUAUAUAAUGGGUACUUUUAAUAAGUGAUGGCUAAAUUGAGUGGAUACCUAGCUGGGAAGAAGUCUACAUCAGAAAGACCCGAUUUCCUAUCUCCCUCAUCUUAGACAUAUACUAGUAUAUGAUCCUAAACACAUAAUUUAACUUCUGCCUACCUCAGUUUCCUUCUCUGUAAAAGAUGAAUCUGAUAAGUGUUCCAGGAUUAUUGUGAGGAUAAAAUAUGCUAUUUUAAAAGUGCUUUGCAAGUCUCAAAGAGCUAUAGAAAUACUAGCUAUUAGUUGUAGUGCUGGUAGCACAUUGGAUGAGGGGGUAGAAGAUCUGGAUUCUCAUCCUGCUUCUGCUGCAAGUUGUAGUACCUCAAACAUGUCAGUCACUAUUGUUUCUGGGCCUCCAUUUUUUUCCUUCAUAAAAUAAGUGGGUCAGACUAUGAGAAUGGAUUAAUCAUUAAAAACCUGAGGCCCACUAACAUUUCAGGAGGGUUAUAAAUGUAGAUUGGAGGAAAAUUAUCUUUUUUUUUUUCAGUAUAAUUAUUUAUCUUAGGCUAUGUUUUUUAUUUUGUACAUUUAAAAACAUUCUGAGAAAAGAGUUCAUGGCAUAGAAGUUAACCCCUGGACUUUUUUUUUUUUCCUAAAGCACUAUUGACUUCUCUCAAACCAUUCUCCAUGAAUGAUUGCUAUCACCACGCAAGAUUUCAGAAUCUAAAGUAAUGCAUUAAAAACUUCACAUACUCCUCUUUCAAACUGCUUUGUAUAUCACCAAGUCCAACCUGUCUUUAAAUAAACAUCAGGUGUCUUACAAACAUAAAGAUCGUUAGCAAACACAAACAUCCCCUAUACAAAAGACCAAAAGUGGGACUAUGUGAAACAUCAAUUUCUGCUAACAUCUUUGUGGAUAUAUAUUAAACCCAAUAAAAUAAAACUGCCCUGUUUCUACCUCUUCUAAACUUAA